This is a messenger RNA of Cyanistes caeruleus (blue tit), 6192 nucleotides long. NCBI's taxonomy places the organism in Eukaryota, Metazoa, Chordata, Aves, Passeriformes, Paridae. The record is from RefSeq and is a predicted model, not a curated record.
UGUGAGGAAAAAAAACCCAAAUGCAAUUUAAAAGGACUGCUGUUCUCUGCAAACAUCUAAACAGAGCUGGCUGUUUGGUAUGUGGAUUUAGUCAUGACUUUAAAUAAUAACCAAAUCUUUUCCAAAUCUGAGUAUCUACAUGCUUCACUUGCUGCUUUUUCCAGUUUGUUGUCUCUAUGUGAUUUUAAUCAGCUGUAGCAUGCUGGAUUAAUUUUAUUUGUAUUUUUUAAUACAGUAUACUUAUUGCAUCCCAAAUGGAACCAACAUAUGCCAGGAGAGUUUACCCAUGUUUUGAUGAACCUGCCAUGAAGGCCACAUUUAAUAUCAGAAUUAUCCAUGACCCAAGCUAUGUGGCUCUUUCCAACAUGCCUGCUAUUGAUGUAUCUGAAGUGAAGGAUGAAAAUGGAAGCCUGUGGACAGUGACCACAUUUAACACUUCACUGAAAAUGUCAACUUACUUGACUGCUUUUGUGAUUUGUGAUUUCGAUUAUGUCACCAGAACUGAGCGGGGAAAUGAGAUACGUAUUUGGGCCCGGAAGGAAGCAAUUAAAAAUGGAUAUGUUGACUAUGCUUUAAAUAUCACAGGCCCAAUAUUUUCAUUUCUGGAAGAUAUACUUAAUGUCAGCUACCCUCUGCCAAAGACAGAUCUGGUUGCACUGCCUGAUUUUGGAGCAGCUGGUAUGGAAAACUGGGGGCUACUGAUUUUCCAAGAAGCAUCAUUGAUGAAUGUCCCAAGUGAUGACUUCACAAGCAGGAAGGCAAUGAUUGCCUUAAUUGUGUCACAUGAGCUAGCACACCAGUGGUUUGGAAAUCUGGUUACAAUGAACUGGUGGAAUGAUCUGUGGCUUAAUGAGGGCCUGACAUCUUACUUUGAGUUCCUGGGAGCUACCUUUGUUGAACCCAAGCUUUCACUGGAUAAAAUCUUUUAUGCUCAUAUUGUACAACCUAUCUUAAGGGAAGACAGUGAAACCGCUCGAUCACUGUCACAGAGUGAGGACAAGAUCAAAGGGUCAUUUUCCUUAAUGUCUCUAUUUGACAACAUCACAUACAGCAAGGGGGCUUCUGUAACCUGGAUGCUUUCUGGUUUCCUGACUGAAAAGUUGUUCAUCAGAGCACUUACUUCAUAUCUGAAAGAAUUUUCCUUCUCAAAUGCUAAUCAAGAUGAUCUCUGGACCCACAUCCAGAUGGUUGUAGAUGCACAGGAUGAAGUUCAGUUGCCAGCACCUGUAAAACAAAUAAUGGAUUCCUGGACAUGCCAAAAUGGGUUUCCAGUUUUAACAGUAAAUCUAACCACUGGAACAAUCAGACAGGAACAGUUUUUUAAUAAAAACAAUAGAAAGAGUACUGAUUCUUACAAUAAUACCUGGAUUAUUCCUAUUUCUUGGAUGAGAAAUGGAUCGUCACAGCCCUUAACCUGGCUAGAUAAAAGCAGCAAAAUGUUUCCUGAAAUGCAAGUAUCAGAGUCAGAAUAUGACUGGAUCUUGCUAAAUGUAAAUUUAAGUGGAUACUACAGAGUGAACUAUGACGAAUUAAACUUGAAGAGAUUAACACGCUUGCUUGAAAAUGAUCCGAAGGCUAUUCCCACUGUCAGCAGGUUCCAGCUGAUAGAUGAUGCUUUUGCACUGACAGACUUCGGAUAUGUUCCAAUUGAAACAGCCCUUGAACUAACAAAAUACCUUGCCAGAGAGGAUGAACUCUUCAUAUGGAAUAUGGUAUUGUUAAACCUAAUACCUGAUCAUUUGGAAAGUACACUGAAGAACCAUGAGGUAUAUCCACUUUUAAAGAAAUACCUUUUAAAGAGAAUGUUGCCAAUAUACCAUUAUUAUGCAGGUUUUAUUCGUCAAAAUGCUGAUGCUUUGGAAGAUGACUAUUUUGCUCAAGUAUAUUUGGAAAAAUUCUUGGCAACAGCGUGCUGGCUGGGCCUCCAGGACUGUUUGGACCUGUCAUCUGAACUGUAUGCUAAGUGGAGGGACAACCCUGAGUACAAAAUUCCCCUUUUAAUUCGAAAAACAGUCUGCUGCUAUGGUAUUGCAAUGGGAAGUGAUAAAGAAUGGAAUUUUGCAUGGGAAAUGUACAACCAUACUGACUCUGUUGAAGAAGAUGAAGACAUGCUGCUCUAUGCCAUGAGCUGUGCCAAAGAGUCGUGGUUACUUUACAGGUACUUGCAAUAUGGACUUAGUGACACAUUAUUUUCUUCCAAUUGUACUUCAGUCAUCAUCUCACAUGUAGUGACUAAAGAUAUUGGGUAUCGUAUAGCCUGGGAAUUCGUUACAGAAAAUUGGCCACUUUUAAGUCAAGGAUAUGGGCAUGAAUUACUGCAUGAUGUACUCAAAGUCAUGGGAAGAUUUGUCAAAACUGAUGUACAGAUCCAAGAGCUGCAGGUUUUUUAUAAUGCUACUUUGGAAGAGGAUGAGAGAGAGGCUAUUACUAUGCUGCUGGAAUCUGCAAAACUUGAAAAUAUUGAAAGGAGAAAACUACUAAUCAAAGUUGCCAACUGGUUAGAGAAAAAUGUAGAUGAUUGACUUGGAAAACAAUUUCCAGUAUAUUAUAUGUGAUUCACCAUCCUAUUGGUAUUCAUUAUAUCCUGUAAUUAAAGGUAAAGCACAUUUUUAGAGUCCUGUGGUUGUCUUUCAAAUGGAAAGUCUGGAUAAAAUAAUUCACACGGAAAUCAAGGAUUUAGGAAAAGAAGUUAUCAACAUAUUUGCAUCUUUUUUCUAAAAUAAUUUCCUGCUGAAUGAGGUCUUAGGGAUGCAUUCCUAAUAAUAAUGUAACAUAUAGAUACAGCCCUGAAUUGUUUGGGAGUGUUCUUCUGAAUAUCCAAAUGUGUGCUGCAUGUUUGUGGCAAAAACACAUGAGGAAGCUGAAAAAGUUUAUAUUCUGUUUUGUUUCAUUUUUACAGUGAUCUAUAUAACCUGUGUUCACUUCUAUUAUUUUAAGUUGCAAAGAGGACAAUAAUUUAGAACAGUUCUGUGAAACAUAUACUUCAGAAUGACUUCAGACUUGUAGGGAUGAAAGGACUAAAGAAUCCUCAAAUGGUAAUUUUAAUUAAGAAAUUAAUGCCUUGUCAUUCAAACUUGUUUUUUUUUUUUCUCAGCAGAUCUGUACUUAAUAUGUCUGCAUUUGUGUUUGAUUAGGAACUGCUUUUGAAGAGACAUCUCCAUUUAGCAUGCUUCAGCCCCUGGGAUGGUCUUUGAGUGUGUGAAGUGGAUUAUUUUUGGAUAAAAUGUGUCUAGGAGAUGAUGAGCUCCUGGUGUGUGACAUUUGAUGUUCAUUUUGUCCAUGGCACUGGUGUGCAACUAGUCUAAACUAGCCAUUCUAGAACAUCACAGCUCUAAUUGCACUGAGGCACUUGCUGAUCAUGGAAUCACUGAAUAUGCUGAGUUAGAAGGGACCCAUCAGAAUCAGAGUCCAGUUCCCUUGCUGUACAUACAAGGUGGAUCUCCUUGCUUACACUGUCACCUCAUUUUGGAGCUGACAGAAAGAAUUCAGUCCAUUAGUAUUAGCAAACCAUAUUAGCUUGUGCUUAAAAAAAAAGCAUGGGAUCCUCAGCCCAUGCAAAUAAUCUAUCUGUAGGGUAACAGUAUUGUGACAAAAUUACAGUACUGGUGAUCAGUUAACAUGCUGUGGAUCAGCAAACACUGUUAUGUGGGAAUGCAGGAGACAAAAUAAGUUAGAACACUGCUCUAUGGAAAGACAAGAAUAAACUCCAGACAUGCUAAUACAAAGGAUUUUUCACUGGCAUCCUCUAAAUACAUUUGGGAAAAACACUGUCAUGAUGACUGCACUGAAUGUCCUCUGCUCUCCAUGGCUGAAAAGAAAAAAUCAAACUAUUUUUAGACUACUUGAGAAGCCCUUUACUGUAUGGGAAUUACCAGCUGGUGACACAAGUUUGUGUUGGAAACUAUUAUCUCUUAGCGUUUGAUCUAGUUAAGAAUAGUACCAAAGAAAACUGUAUGCAUUCUUGCAAGUCUUCUUCAACUUGACUGAGAAAGCAGAGGAAAUUGUCAAGGCUGUGGUAAAUUACAGGGGUUUUAUCAUAGAACCUACAGGAUGGUUUGGAAGUGACCUUAAAGAUGAUGUUCCAAUCCCCCUGCCAUGGCAUGGGUCACCUUUCACUGAACUGGGUUGCUCAAAGCACUGUCCAGCCUGGACUUGAACACCUGCAGGGAUAGGAAGUCCACAGCUUUCCUGGGGAACCUGUGCCAGUACUGAAGCUGUUUUGCUUCGGCAUUUUCUGUGAUUUCCACUAGUUAAUCACUGGCACUGUAUGUCUUAUCAUGUGGGUUAAGCAAAACUCAAGAAACAUCUCAUAACUUCACCCUAUGCCCAGUAUGUUUAAACCAUUUCUCUCUGACCGUGAGCAAUUGCCUUUCUAACCAGUCUUCCAUGCUUUUGUCACUUUUUUCUUCAUCCUACUGAACAAAACUUUAAUUUGAACUACCAAUAUGUUAAAAUCCCUAGAAGAAUUUUAAAUAAGAUAUUUUCAAAUAAAGGCUCCUGACAAAUGUCUGCCUCCAGAACUUCAGUGUAGUUUUCAUGGCAGAGGCAGAAUGGUGAAGGUGAUUGCUAGGCUGAAUUGCUGGACUGAGUAGCUGCCUGAGUAGGAGCUGAUCUGAAUCACUUCCAGAAUCCACACAUUUGCACUUGGUGGCAUGCAUCAGUGGCAGCUCUUGCUCCUGUUGGGUACAAGCUGAGCACAGAGGUUUGGAGAGUGGCAAGGUUUGGAAUUACAGCAAGGGAAGAAGAGGUGCAUGGGAGGAAUCCAGGGAAAGCUGGGAAAGCUGCUUUACUGCAGAAAGAAUUGGGGUGAAAGAAAGUUCAUUGGAAUUGAAUAUGAAGGCUUCAGGAAAUGAGCUUUAAUAGUACUUACGUGGAUUGUGUAGGUGUUAUGGGACAUGUAAUUGUGAAGGUGUGCACAUAUGGGGAAACUUCCAGUAAAAGCAGCUGUGUCAUUGAUUGAUAGGAUAUAUUCAGUAGGCCCUGAGUAGGUAAAAAAAUAAAUAUGAUGUGAAAAGACCAGAUUUUUGCUUGAAGUCCUGCUCUCUGCCUUGAUAGUGUGGAAGUCAAAAAGUUACACCUAUUCUGCCCAUACUGUAAGUACGUGUGGCAGGGCAGCAGACUCGUGAGCUGGCCAAGCCCAGUGGAGAGGGAGGCUUUAGAGCUGUUUAAAUCAAGGUUCAGGAGCACCAGACAACUUCUCUGCACCUCCUGGCACAUGUGCCCCUUUUCCCUCCUGGCACCACAAGAAACCUCUCAGACAAGUGAGGAACGGGCAGCUGGUUGCGGGGCCUGGGUGGCCAAGGGACAAACCCCAUGCCCUCUGGAUGCACUGAUGGUACAUUGAUGAGGUGGGUGGAAUAGCCUGCUGCUUCUUUCAGAGUUGUUGGAAGUCCCAGAAGAGUGAGAAUAGGGUAGUGAAAGGGGAUGUGAAUAGAUGUGAAUAGGGUAGUGAAAGGGCUAAAAUGCCAAAGAAUGAACUGAGGUGUGGCCUUGCCACAUUCCUGCUGUGCAGCGACUCAAAAGAUAGAAAGAGCUGUCAUCUCUGCAUCCACAGGCUCAGAGGUACAGGGGCUCCUCCAGAGCCAGGUGUGAUGUAUGGACCCAGCCUCUUGGCCAAACUAAUGGUACUUUGGUUCAGACUCCAAAGGAAGCAAAGGUCUAGACUAUGACCAGGCUAAAACUUCUCUAGUUCCAACAUUUUCUCUGGUAGCUCAUGCAGGAAAAGGGUGACAUGGUGAGCAUUAAUGCUAUAAACUUGGAAACUGGAACUGGAAAUAUGUGAUUAACACAACAACAGCAGACAUUUGUCAAGGAGUAAAGGGGGUUGUGGGUACAAGGAGUCUCACCUUUACCUUAUCCAUCACUUGUAAUUGACUGUGAGACAGACAGCCUACAUAGCGUCUGGACUUCUCUGUGCCUUCUCUGCCUGCUAAUGGUAGUGGGGUGAUCUCCACUGGAGCUAGAACAGCUCUCAGGGUCGCUUCUCAAGGUUGAAAUACCCUUUACCAACUGCACUGGUACGUGACCAACAUAGUGCAUAACCUUGUAUCAUAGGACAUUAAGACUGCAUUGGUAACUUUGAAUCAUUACUGCCUCUUCUGUGCUGUAAAUAACAGAACGAGCCCAUUGUAUAACAACCAUUUGAUAAGUUUCACAAUAUCUUCAAUAAAACCACAGUUGCUGCUAUGGUUC